Messenger RNA from Cantharellus anzutake, 1315 nucleotides. RefSeq lists its product as uncharacterized. Lineage: Eukaryota; Fungi; Basidiomycota; Agaricomycetes; Cantharellales; Hydnaceae. The transcript is spliced from 6 exons. The coding region runs from base 258 to 998 and encodes 246 amino acids. The record is from RefSeq and is a predicted model, not a curated record.
GCCGCGGGGUAUUAAGAUAGAUCUAUCAUCAUCAUCAUCUCCGUCGUCGCCGUCCGCUCGGAAGGGUGGAAAGGAAAGAAAAAAAUCAGAAAAGAGAGAAGAGGAAAAAGAGAGGGAGGAGGAAAGGAAAGGACGGACUCCCCGAACGAAAACGGGUGCAAAACGGCGCGCGCCGUCGCGUCGCGAUCCCAAUCCCACCCAACCCCAGCCACCGUCGCCGUCGCCGUCACCAUCGCGUGCUGGGAUCACAAGGAGGAAUGAGGCGAGCAGGCCGAACGGCCCAUGACCGUUCCAAUGCCCAUGCCAAGAGGCGAGAAAGAACGUGGCUGGAUGAGUCGACAGACCGUGGUUUCCCUCCCCUCCCCAAAUCCAUCGCCCCUAAUGCCUCGUCCAUCCCGUCGCGCCAUUGCUCGGCGCUUAAAGAGGAAAGGAAAAGGGUGAUGAGUGGAAGAACACAUGGGAUGACUGACCCGCUUCGUCCUACCCUAAUCGUCCCGUCGCUCUCGACGCGUCCACGUCUCUCCUGGCGCGUAUCCACAGAUAUUCGUCCCGCGCUAGGGCUGGCUGGCUGGAAGGAAGGAAAGAGGUUGGGUGGGGAGAGGGGUGGAGACCGUGUCUGUUCGCUAACAAACCAAUCGACCAACCAACCGCCCGUCCUCGUCCACGCCGCCCUACUUGCUAGUGCCGACUCAGUCAUGAGGAAUGCUGACAACGAAGUUUUGAUGAGGAAUGGCCAAUUUACGAAUUUGCAGAACACUCGAAGAUUUUGCGCUUCAUGCCCAGUCUGCGUCAGAACAAAAUCACGUACAAUCGCUCCAUUUGGCCUCCUGAAAACAUUGCCAAUCCCUUCUCAACCAUGGGAAUCCAUCGGGAUCGACUUGAGCGGAAUGAUACACCUCGUACCCACGGUUCAAGCCUAUAUGGCACCCGACAUGGCAGGGGUCUUCUUUGAUCCAGUGCAUAAGUUGCACGACCCAAAACGGAUAGCCAAAUGCUGAGACAGGCAGUGUCUCAAAGCCAGAAAGACUGGGCUUCUAAAUUCGAACUAGCGAUCAACAUGUCGACUUCCGAUAGCACAGGCUAUUCACCAUUUGAAUUGAAUGGGAUACGACAACCAAACCCUUUGCUCAUAUCACACGAAUCACCGUAUCCUAGUAUCCGGACGGCAGCAAGAAAAAUAGCAUCAAUCAUGCUUGACGCACACGACGCUAAAUCAGACAUGGAUUACCAACAAGCACCGAAAAGAAGUGACAUUUAAAGUGGGCGACCUCGUGUAUUUGUCCUUAACUUAGCGUCGCCGGGCGCGAGCUUCGAA